Rhagoletis pomonella (apple maggot) is the source of this 503-nucleotide messenger RNA. Its product is annotated as putative tRNA 2'-phosphotransferase. Bases 16 to 462 code for a protein of 148 amino acids. The record is from RefSeq and is a predicted model, not a curated record. NCBI's taxonomy places the organism in Eukaryota, Metazoa, Arthropoda, Insecta, Diptera, Tephritidae. The transcript has 2 exons.
CAAUUAAGCGAUAAAAUGUCAUUUACCGGAGAAACUUUGUCGGAUGACGAAGAUUUCAAAAAGGUAACCGAGGCUAAUUUCCAGAAGAUCCGCAACAAAUCCAGCAAGCUCGGGUAUGCUGAGGGUGUUUCUGACGGAAAGGAGGCGAUCUUUCAAACUGCUUUCGACAAUGGGUACACUCAUGGAUUGCGUACAGGUUUUGAGCUUGAGAAAUACCGAUCGUUCUUCGAAAAUCUGAACAUUUUAAAAGUUCAAAAUGAGGAGUUAAAUAAGGAAAAAGCGCUAUAUUCAAAAAUGUCAGUGGAUAUUGCAACAGAUCCCAGUCAUUGCUAUUUCGCUAAGCAUAACAAAGAACCCCUUGAUGCAAUUACCCAUCACCAAAACACUUACGUAGAUACAUUUUUGAGACAGUGUCAACAAACACUGCCACUAACAACUAAUUUAUUAGCGUCGCAAAAGUAGAGUAGAAAUUAAUUUUACGAUAUUUUAAAAUAAAUCCAGCC